Molecule: messenger RNA, 222 nt
Organism: Dictyostelium discoideum AX4
Lineage: Eukaryota; Evosea; Eumycetozoa; Dictyosteliales; Dictyosteliaceae
Gene: uqcrq
Product: cytochrome b-c1 complex subunit 8
Exons: 2
Coding region: 1-222 (73 amino acids)
Source: RefSeq, a predicted model, not a curated record
AUGGGUCAAGCAAGCAAAGUCUUUGGUAAACAAAUUACAUACUCAGUUUCACCAUUCCAACAAAAACUUUUUGUAAACUAUUUCAAAAAUGCCAUCCCACAUUUAAGACGUGGUGUUAAAGAUAACUUCUUCUGUUCAGUUCCAUAUUUCGCUGCUUUAUAUAUCACUGUUAACUGGGCUAAUGAAACCUACCACAACGAAAUGAAAGACCACUGGUAUUAA